CUUUACUAUUCCUUGAUGGCAUGUUUUUAAAGUCCAUGUAUAAGGGGUCCUUGCUUUCGGCUUGCACCAAGGAUGGAAACCAAGGUUUGUAUCCGAUUUGUUUUGCUAUUGUCGAUGGUGAGACAUAUGAAAGUUGGCAUUGGUUCUUGGAACAGAUGAGGGUGUUCUUACAAUUUGAGAGGAAUGUUGUUUUCAUAUCGGAUCGGAACAUAGGUUUGUUGCAUGCUGUGGCAGAUGUGUUUCCUGGGGCAUCUCAUUCCUACUACUUAGUUCAUCUGAAGAAAAACUUGAGGACACGCUUGGGGGGUGUUGCUAUGGAUCGGACGAGAUAUUUGGUAGAAUUGUUUGGUAAAUGUGCUUAUGCACCCACUUUGGAGUUAUUCAAUGAACUUUUGGCCGAGUUGGAGCGUGAAGGUGGAGACAAGAUGAGGGAUUUCUUAUCAGAUUUAGAUGUCAAGCAUUGGGCCCAUGCGCAUUUUCCUGGACAUCGCUAUAGUGAGUUGAGCUCCAACCUUGCUGAGUGUUUCAAUAGAUGGAUCAAGGAUGAAAGACGUUUGCCUGUUACGCAACUCGUGGAUGCAAUUCGGAUGAAGCUCGUGGAACAAAUGUCUCGCAGAAAAGAAGAGUUGUUGAGGUUUAAGACAACUGUGUGUCCGACGUGGGAUGCACGGUUAGCUGGCUUGUUCCAGUUUUCACGGACUUGGGUUGUCCAAAAGUCGAGUGCUGAUGUGUACGAUGUGCGUGGCAAUCUGAGCAAUAUUGUUAAUAUCUGUUAGCGUAGGUGCACAUGCAGGGAGUGGCAACUGAAUUGCUUCCCGUGUGUGCACGCAGUUUGUGCUAUAAGGAAGAGCGGGUGUGAUCUUAAUGAUUUUGUUGAGCCAUGCUAUUUGGUUUACAGUUUCCGUGAGGCUUAUUCGAAGUCAAUUGAACCAAUCCCUACAGUUUAUAAACCAGAUUCUGUUGCUGAUUCCGAUGAUGUUAUCCUUCCUCCUUUGCAAAGGAGGCCAGCGGGUAGGCCAAGGACCGAGCGCGUAUCGCCGAUUUGGAAGACUACUAGGAAAAGGUUAUGUUCUAGGUGUGGGACCGUUGCGAGGCACAACAAAAGGACUUGCAAGGAACCUCUUCUUAGUUGAUUCUUAGAAUGACACAUUAAAGUCUUUCUGCAUUCUUCUUCACAAAAGUUUAUGAAUUGGGAGUUUGUUUAGUUUUACAUUGCGUUUCCAAUAAGUUGCGUAUUGCGAUAUUGGUUGAG
This is a messenger RNA of Rhododendron vialii, 1252 nucleotides long. RefSeq lists its product as uncharacterized. The record is from RefSeq and is a predicted model, not a curated record. The transcript has 2 exons. Lineage: Eukaryota; Viridiplantae; Streptophyta; Magnoliopsida; Ericales; Ericaceae. The coding region runs from base 21 to 776 and encodes 251 amino acids.